Messenger RNA from Aspergillus alliaceus, 1498 nucleotides. RefSeq names its product zinc-dependent alcohol dehydrogenase. The record is from RefSeq and is a predicted model, not a curated record. The transcript has 5 exons. Bases 1 to 1347 code for a protein of 448 amino acids. Lineage: Eukaryota; Fungi; Ascomycota; Eurotiomycetes; Eurotiales; Aspergillaceae. Gene Ontology annotation, molecular function: oxidoreductase activity; zinc ion binding.
AUGGCUGCUUCUCAAGCUGCAAAUAUCGUCGAAAAGGUAGUUGGACACAGUGACAAUGCCACUGUCACAACCGAUGUCAGUAAUUAUGCAAAGGGUACCUAUGGACAAGAAACGGGUAAGAAGAUCAAGGCUACGACGUGGCAAGGGAAGAACAGUAUCCAAGUUGUCGAGAUGCCAAAGCCUAGAGUCAUCGAUGAAGGCGAUGUUCUUGUCAAGGUAACUGGUAGCACAAUCUGUGGAAGCGAUCUCCAUCUAUAUCAUGGUGUCAUUCCCCAGUUAGAGAAGGGCGACGUUCUCGGCCAUGAAUUCUGUGGUGUUGUGGAAAGUGUGGGACCGGCUGUAAAGAAGAUCAAGGCUGGAGACCGCGUUGUUGCAGCCUUUCCCAUUGCUUGCGGAGAAUGCAGAAACUGUAAGGAGAAACUCACGUCUGCCUGCGAACGGACAAAUGAAAACUCCAUCACGAAUGCGAUGUAUGGUAAACGAACGGCAGGCAUUUUCGGCUAUAGCCAUUUUACCGGUGGCUUCGCUGGAGGCCAAGCUGAAUACGUUCGGGUGCCUUACGGCGAUGUUAACCUGCUACAACUCCCAGAGGACGUCCCAGAUGAGAAGGGCCUUUAUCUCUCUGAUGUUGUGGCAACUUCGUAUCAUUGCGUCGUCGAUACAGGGGUGAAGAAAGGUGAUGUUGUGGCCAUUUGGGGCGCAGGCCCAAUCGGUCAAAUGGCGGUGGAAUUCAGUUUUAGCCAGGGAGCUACUCGCGUCAUUCUUAUUGACGGAGGAGAGGGGGCAUGGAGGUUGCAAUUUGUCAGAAACAAGAUUCCAAAGCUUGAGACAAUUGAUUUCAGCGAUCUACCAAGGGGAGAAUCGAUAACCUCCCAGUUGAAAAAGAUGGUGCCCGGAGGGCCAGAUGUAGCGCUAGAAUGUGCUGCGGGAGAAUACGCCAAAGGAUGGGCACAUUACUUUGAGAUGCUCCUGGGAAUGGAGACAGAUACCUCGGAGAUUUUAAAUGAGAUGAUCACUGCUGUCCGACCGUUUGGACGUAUUGGAAUAACAGGCGUUUAUGCUGGCUACACAAAUCACUUCAACAUUGGCGCUCUUAUGCAGACUGGGAUUCGGCUCAUUGGCAACGGCCAGGCACCCGUACAGAAAUAUUGGGAGCACCUUUUGGAGCUCAUACGGCAGAAAGAUAUCAAUCCAUUGGACAUGGUAACCCACCGUGUCGAAUUGGAGGAUAUGCCGGAAUUGUACGCGGCGUUUGAGAGACGAGACAAGGGCAUGCAGAAGGUCUUUGUCCAGACCAAGUUCUCGUCCCCACCAUCGGAAGGAUCACCACAACUGACCAAGUUUUGAACCGAUAUCUCUGCGCUUGUACGGGAUUUCAAUCAGGGAAGGUUGACAUCAUGCAAUCUGCGAAUGUAACCCAAAUGUCAACAUAAAAGAAAGCCAUAACGAUCAGGUACAGAGUAAAAUUCGGGGAUUAAAAGAAAGGUAGUCAAUCGGC